UAUUAAGUGUUGCAUCUUUGGUUGUUAUUCCUGGUGGUGUUGGUGUUCUUGGUAUUGCUGCAUUUUGGAAUCAUUGUCUUCUGGAGUUGGUAAUAUUGUUUGUUGGUGAUGGCUGUUGGUUGUCAUUGCUGGCGGUAUUGUCAUUUGUUAGUGUUUUUGGUAUUGCUGUAUUCUAG
Messenger RNA from Racocetra persica, 176 nucleotides. Lineage: Eukaryota; Fungi; Glomeromycota; Glomeromycetes; Diversisporales; Gigasporaceae. The record is from the annotation of a GenBank genome assembly.